GGCUGGCAUUUGCAGAAGGUUCGUGAUCAAAGAUUUCUUUGAAAAAGAUCUUGAGAAAACCUUAAAGUAGUCAACAUGGUCCAGUGGACAGAUGCUGAGCGUUCCGCCAUCACAUCCCUGUGGUCAAAGAUCGAUGUGGGUGAAAUCGGACCCCAGGCUCUCACCAGGCUGCUGAUUGUGUAUCCAUGGACUCAGAGACACUUCACUUCAUUUGGCAACCUUUCCACCAACGCCGCCAUCCUCGGAAACACUAAGGUGGCCGAGCACGGCAAGACCGUGAUGGGUGGUCUGGAGAGGGCUGUGAAGAACCUGGACGACAUCAAGAAUGCCUACACCGCACUGAGCGUGAAGCACUCUGAGAAACUCCACGUGGAUCCUGAUAACUUCAGGCUCCUCGCUGAGUGCAUCAGUGUGUGUGUGGCUGCCAAGUUCGGACGUCAAUUCACCGCUGACGCUCAGGAAGCCUGGCAGAAGUUCCUGGCUGUCGUGGUCUCUGCUCUGGGCAGACAGUACCACUGAGGGUCUGGAGACGCGCGUCACAGUCAGAUAAUGUGCAUCUGUUCUACAAGUGCCUUUAAGCUGUUACCAAAUGCACCAAAUAAAGCUCAAAUUAAAUAGCCUGCA
Messenger RNA from Scatophagus argus, 624 nucleotides. Its product is annotated as hemoglobin subunit beta-A. The record is from RefSeq and is a predicted model, not a curated record. Lineage: Eukaryota; Metazoa; Chordata; Actinopteri; Scatophagidae. Gene Ontology annotation, biological process: oxygen transport; hydrogen peroxide catabolic process. Gene Ontology annotation, cellular component: hemoglobin complex; blood microparticle; haptoglobin-hemoglobin complex. The transcript has 3 exons. Gene Ontology annotation, molecular function: peroxidase activity; haptoglobin binding; oxygen carrier activity. Bases 76 to 519 code for a protein of 147 amino acids.